AUGAGCGAGACAAACGCCACCACUAGUGGUACAAAUACCCAUACCCCACCUAAUCACUCAACAAGUCCUGCAUUUUCCGAUAUUAUACACGGUGAAGAUCUCGAGUUCCCGCAAGAAAAUGAAGAACCAUUUCCAGUACGACAUAAGUUUGAGGCAUUAGGGAAAAUCACUCCACCAAGCAUACUAUCACGGUGCUCAAAUACACAGCUUGUCACCAUGGCAGGAGCAGCAUCUGGGUUUCUAGCAGGGGUCGUGGUAUGUCCAUUAGAUGUCAUCAAAACUAGACUUCAGGCUCAGCAAGAAAGGGCGAAUAGAUUAGGGUUUCGACAAAUGUUGACAAAGAUAUUACGCACUGAAGGAGUCAGUGGGCUAUAUCGUGGAUUGGUGCCAAUUACCAUUGGGUACCUCCCCACAUGGACAAUUUAUUUUACAGUUUACGAAAGGGCCAAAAAAUUUUACCCACAAUUUAUACAGCGGCAUUGGGAUAUCAACAGUCCUGCAUUGAACCACUUUUGCUCGGCAAUAACAGCCGGAAUGACUAGUUCAAUUGCCGUGAAUCCAAUCUGGGUAGUUAAAACCAGAUUGAUGAUUCAAUCGAACAAGAAAAAAUCACCAACUGAUGUGGUAUAUAAGGGCACUAUUGAUGCAUUCAGGACAAUGUAUCAAGAGGAAGGGAUUAGAGUCUUUUACAGUGGGUUGGUACCGUCAUUGUUUGGAUUGAUUCAUGUUGGUAUUCAUUUUCCCGUUUAUGAAAAGAUGAAAGCGUGGUUGCAUUGUAGCACCAUUGAUCAACAACAGGAAGUACCGGGCUUAUUAUGGAGACUUAUUGCUGCGUCAUCCAUAUCGAAAAUGAUUGCCAGUACAAUCACUUAUCCGCAUGAGAUUUUGCGUACUCGAUUACAAAUGAGAAAAGAUGGCGCUAAGGAGCAAGCCAGUCGAAAUAAUGGCAGAGGAUCCCUUAUUAAAACCAUUUUAGACAUUUAUCGUAAAGAAGGUUUGCGUGGAUUCUAUGCGGGUUACGUUACAAAUUUAAUCAGAACUGUACCUGCAAGUGCAGUUACAUUGGUCAGCUUCGAGUACUUUAAAACCUAUUUGUUGGAAAUUGGUGGCAAAACCAGAAAGAUGGCUCAUUGA
This is a messenger RNA of Lodderomyces parapsilosis, 1134 nucleotides long. Its product is annotated as NAD+ transporter. Gene Ontology annotation, molecular function: NAD transmembrane transporter activity. The record is from RefSeq and is a predicted model, not a curated record. Bases 1 to 1134 code for a protein of 377 amino acids. Gene Ontology annotation, biological process: NAD transmembrane transport. NCBI's taxonomy places the organism in Eukaryota, Fungi, Ascomycota, Pichiomycetes, Serinales, Debaryomycetaceae. The transcript has a single exon.